AUGUGGGGAGUACUUCUCACGUUGUUCUUGGUGGCAUUAGCGCCGUCCUUGCAGUUCCCAUUUAUUGCGGCCUUUGCCGUGCAGGACGCCGCGGCGACGAAUUCUUCUGCCACUGGCGACCAUUUGCCUGGGGUGGAUUUGCACACGUUGGUUGAAGAGAACGCCACGCUUAUUCUUGCAGGGGAUGCCUUGCGUUAUGUGUAUGUAGCACCAAAGCGAUACGUGCAUAUGGUGCAUCUUGCACUGCAGGAUGAUCUUUCACGAUGCUUCUGUCAUUUUUACUUGCAACAACAGUUCUUGACUGGGGGGGAUCUUGACGCCGAAACGGUGGUGCCUGAAAGGCGUGACGUAGAUGCGUGCAAAAUGAGUUACUUCUCGCUGCUUCCAGGGUUCAACGACGUCCCGGAAGAACUCGCCGUGCACUUCACUGCGACGUGGUCGAUGCCGUCACGUGAUUAUAAAAAGAAUCCUUCUGGGCAUGUGACACAGUUGACGUUGCCGCAGGGAUGUUUCACUGGACUGCAGCGUGUCCUGGCGAAGCUCGCAGGACGCUCCGGGAAUCAUCCACUGCGGCGGUGCACUGUCUUUCUUGGAAUUCAUCCGUCGAGCAUGAUGAAGGACCCGUCGAAUGUGCUUUCGUUCAAUACGCGUUUAUGCGGUGUGAUGUGCGGUUUGGCCAUUGUUGUGCUUGUAAUAAGCGGCCUAAUGGUGCUGGUGACAGUCCUGUUCAUGAGCUGCAGGCGAUGGAAUGCCGAGUAUGGGAUGGACGAGGAACUGGGGCAGGCCGGCGCAGUCGAUGGCGUCAUUAGCUCUGACCACACGAGGCGCGGCAGUCUUUCGAGGUGUCGUUUGAACGAGGGCCCGGAGAGGAAAAUGCCGGAGGAGUCGCAGCUGCGAAAAGCAGGAGCAGCAUCCGGGAGACGUGCAUCCAGGGCCCCUGCGGUGGGAUUUCGGUGA
Trypanosoma cruzi is the source of this 957-nucleotide messenger RNA. RefSeq lists its product as uncharacterized. The record is from RefSeq and is a predicted model, not a curated record. Lineage: Eukaryota; Euglenozoa; Kinetoplastea; Trypanosomatida; Trypanosomatidae. The transcript has a single exon. The coding region runs from base 1 to 957 and encodes 318 amino acids.